UCUUGUUUAUUAGUCAUUUUUAUUUAACAUUUUUGUAUACUUCAAUAAAAUAUAAGAUACUUCAGAUUAUAGUAAUGAGAUAGUAUUCUGUAUAUCCGUUAUAGUAUUCACAUAAACUCUCAAUCUUGAGAUACAAAUAUUAAGUGUUUAUUAGGAAAACAUAAUAUAAAAUGGAGCUUCAAGACACGUACUAUAACAAAUCUGAAUACGUUGAAACUGCUUCAGGAAACAAAGUAAGUAGACAGACUGUACUCUGUGGAUCCCAAAAUAUAGUAUUACAUGGAAAAGUUAUAGUUCAAAGUGAUGCAAUAAUCAGAGGAGACUUAGCUAAUGUGAAAACUGGGAGAUUCUGUAUCAUCAGCAAAGGUUCAGUUAUUCGGCCACCUUUUAAAAAGUUUAGCAAAGGGGUUGCAUUUUUUCCUCUACAAAUGGGUGAUCAUGUUUUUGUAGGGGAGAAUACAGUUGUUAAUGCUGCCGUUGUGGGUUCAUAUGUUUAUAUUGGAAAAAAUGUUGUUAUAGGUAGAAGAUGUGUACUUAAAGACUGUUGCAUGAUCGAAGAUAACUCAGUGCUACCAGCAGAAACUGUUGUUCCUUCAUUUGCAAGAUACUCUGGCAACCCUGCAAGACUCAUAACAACACUUCCCGAAGCAAUGCCUGAUUUAAUGACUGAAUUUACAAAAAGCUAUUAUCAACAUUUUUUACCAAUAACAGUAAAUUAAGAAAUACUAAGUUUUUUCAACAUGGAA
Nymphalis io (European peacock) is the source of this 746-nucleotide messenger RNA. It is a transcript of the gene DCTN5-p25, whose product is annotated as dynactin subunit 5. The coding region runs from base 171 to 719 and encodes 182 amino acids. NCBI's taxonomy places the organism in Eukaryota, Metazoa, Arthropoda, Insecta, Lepidoptera, Nymphalidae. The transcript has 4 exons. The record is from RefSeq and is a predicted model, not a curated record.